Molecule: messenger RNA, 2139 nt
Organism: Botrytis cinerea B05.10
Lineage: Eukaryota; Fungi; Ascomycota; Leotiomycetes; Helotiales; Sclerotiniaceae
Exons: 5
Coding region: 103-1962 (619 amino acids)
Source: RefSeq, a predicted model, not a curated record
GAUUUAUUCAAAUCGUUAGGAUUUUAUCCUGCCGCUGGCUCAGAAUUAAAGAAGAAGAUUAACGUCUUUGCCAAAUCUAUUCACAUUCCACCAUUAAAAGUCAUGUCGAAAAAGCACCCGGAGGCGAGAAAAUUGGCAGAAUCAUUUUGUGCAGACAAGAAAACAGCCGAGUUUCUAUGGCCAGAGGUGUUGGAUGGCAACUAUCGCCGGCUUAAAUGGGAAAAUGAUAAGAUAAAAAUCUUGAAGUCACUUACCCAUAUUUUCGCAUGGAAAAUGCAUUACUAUUUCAAGAGCCGUCAGCGAAAGGAAGCCCAACAGAAUAGUCUGGAUCGUAGAAGAGGUCUGGAUUCGGAUGACGAACUCUUGGCCACUCCGGGACAUCAAAACCCACUAAGACGAACUCAACACCCAAAGACUGGCCAAGAAUGUUCAAAAGCUGGCGCAACUUUUAAUACCAUCGCCAAAUCUUCAGCAAUGAGAUCGGUCAGGCGAACUAUUGAUAAUAGUAAAUUGAGAGAACUAAAGUAUGUCAAAAGGAAUACUUGCAAUCAAGAAAUAUGCGCUGUUCAUAUUCGUAACAUAAAACCAAUGGACGACAAGAAGAUGAUGGCCGAAUUUGUUUCGCCACAAUGGUUGGAAAAUGAGGAAUUCUCCUGGACGGCCCAAGGAGGCCUUGAGCCUGAUACAUACAUUCUCAGAUUUAUGCAUGGAUUCUUAUAUUACAAUACAGAUCAGAACAUGAGUUUGCUGAAUUUCGUUCGCCUCUUUAAGGACGAGCCAGUGAUUGCAAACAAGAUACAUGACAAGAUACUAAAGGGUCGUCUUCAAGCCCGGGUGGGAGAGUUGGCCGAUGCGUUGGUUGUCGAAAAAUUAUUAUUCCGCAAUCACAGUGGCGACAGAACGUCACGAACACAGGAGUUAGACGCAGCAUGGGAGCAGAGAUUGGACAUUUGGGACCAGCCUUCCGAGGGAAUCAGUGAAGAGACUGAGUUCUCAAACACACACCGUCGAGGUGUUUACGAGAUUUCUGUAUCUCCAGACCGCGAUGAGCUUACAAUCACAUGUCAACAACGCUCAUCAGAUCCCAAAGGCUCAGUGAAUUUAUCACGAAAACGAACUUUCCAAUCAACAACACUAGGUGAUGAUGUGGAUAGAGAAGUUAACGUGGCAAAGAAUCGAAGACUUUCAACAUCUAAUGUCAAUCGACCUCCCAUCAUAAGGGACAAAGGAAAAGAGGUGGAUAGAGGUCAAAGUAACUUAAAGGAGAAAUCUCGAUUUCUCAAAGAUGGUUCAGCACAUGCGACGGCAACAACAACUCUGGCCACCAUGUGCAGCCCUGAGACGAGCAACUCUAAGUUGAAUUCGACGAGACCGAUCAGUCCUACAGCUAUAUCAAGCGAAGCUGAAAUCAAAUCAGAGCCCUAUUCAGCUUCGAAUCCGCGCAGUGGAUUCUUGUCAUCCUACUCACCAUUUUCCGAUCAUUUGUCUACACGAUUUCAACCGGGUUCCACAGACCCCAAGUCCUCUCCACUGUUCACUACACCACUUCAACCCAUAACUCAAACGACAGACGAGUCGGCAUCCGAAGAUGAUCUUCCACUUGCAACUUUCUCGAAUGACAUAGACUUCAUCUUUCUGUCGAAGCAAAACUUCGAUUACGAGAACCCCCUCAGAGUCAAUAUCAAAGUCCUUGAAGAUUUUUCUCUAUCUUCCUUUAUCUCCCUUUUUGCUCAGAGAGCGGGUGUCAAUAUGCUUAAAGUUGACGGCUUGAAAUUUACCAUCUUACUAGGCGACGAUCGAUUGGAGACAGUGAUGAAGGGAGAUGAGAGAAAGUGGGAGAAUAUAGUCGAGAUCAUUAGAGACUUAUGGAAGUAUAGUAAGAUACAAUGGGUUAAUGGUACAAAGUUGAAGAGCAGGGUCUGUAGGAUAUUGACUGAGAGGAUACUCAGUCGAGCAUUGUGAGACUGACUUGAUGGGAAACAUGUUUGUAUGGAGCCUUUACCGAGAAGAAAUGCGUUUGUCCAAUAAACAUUCUUAACCCACUUCUGUUUUUACUGUGAAAAUUCAGAUUUUCCCACACCUACACAUAGUAUUUGGAAAGAAUCCCAUUAUACUCUAAUACUGGGAUUGAAAGUCACA